Molecule: messenger RNA, 672 nt
Organism: Closterium sp. NIES-67
Lineage: Eukaryota; Viridiplantae; Streptophyta; Zygnematophyceae; Desmidiales; Closteriaceae
Source: the annotation of a GenBank genome assembly
UUUGUCCGGAUGCGGUGCGGCAUGCUUGUGUGGCCAAGAACAGAGCCUUGACUCAUGUGGGAGAAGACAAAUGGGUGCCCUAUGUGGAGUGGAUUGGAAGGAAGCCAAAGAUCCAGAGGACAUGACAAGUGUGGGAGGCUUCACCUGCUGUGUUGGUGGAGGGCCAACAGCUUGGGAGAGCAAGAAACAAGUGGACCAAGCAUUGAACUCGGUGGAGUCCGAGUACAUGGCACUCUUCCGUGCCAUAAGAGAGGUUGUGUGGCAGCGGCGUUUGCUAGCUGAAUUGGGGGAGGAGCAGCAAGGACCUAUCCCACUCUACUGUGAUAGCCAAGGUGCUAUUGCAUUGGCUAAGAACUCCGUUCUUCAUGGCCUUACCAAGCACAUGAAGGUGAAGUGGCAUUGGGUGAGGAGCAUGGUAACCGCGGGUGAAGUGGAGUUGCACUACGUGAAAACGACGGUGCAGCCAGCUGAUAUGAUGACCAAGAGGCUGGUUGAGCAGCAGCAUUGGAAGUGUUGCAAGCUUGCUGGGAUGGCUCAGAACUAAGGGGAGCAGAUUCUAAGGCCAACAAUCCGAGGGGGAGUUUGUUGGUGCAAUCCUAUGGCUUGCACUCGGCUUGUCGUCCUUGUUUGUGUGUGUGCAUGCAUGGCAUGGAAUGAAUUGUGAGUCUAUGU